This is a messenger RNA of Spinacia oleracea (spinach), 1877 nucleotides long. Its product is annotated as protein NRT1/ PTR FAMILY 2.7-like. Bases 196 to 1572 code for a protein of 458 amino acids. Lineage: Eukaryota; Viridiplantae; Streptophyta; Magnoliopsida; Caryophyllales; Amaranthaceae. Gene Ontology annotation, cellular component: membrane. Gene Ontology annotation, biological process: transmembrane transport. Gene Ontology annotation, molecular function: transmembrane transporter activity. The record is from RefSeq and is a predicted model, not a curated record. The transcript is spliced from 2 exons.
UUCACGCUUACUCAUAUAUCUUUUUACCUAUAAUAAAUAAUUCACCCACUACUCCGCUUUCAUCUUAUUUUAAUAAAUUCAACUCACUCACCUAAAACUAUGUGCCGGUCAAAAUGUAUCUUUUUUUAAAAUACAGAGGGAGUAUAUGUUUAAUGGACAAAAGCCGAUUAAGGAUAAAAUUUGCAGGGAGUUGUUAUGUUUACCUUGAUAGUGACAAUCAAGUCAUUGAGGCCACCUAAAUGUGAUAUUAACUCAACUUGUGUAUCACCAACAACAUUCCAAUACUCCUUUCUAUGUAUAUCUCUUACAUUAGCAUCACUUGGACUUGGAGGAACGCGAUACAUACUUGCAACCAUGGGAGCAGAUCAACUUGAUAAGCCUAAACAUCAACAAAGUUUCUUCAAUUGGUUUGUUUUCUUCUUAUAUGCUGGUUGGAUCAUUGGAUACACUCUACUUAUUUAUAUCCAAACUAAUGUGAGUUGGGUACUAUCAUUCGCCAUUGCUCUUGUUGUGAAUGUAAUUGUUGUUGUCCUCUUCGUACUUGGAUCACGAAUCUAUCGAAAAAUCCCACCUCAAGGAAGCCCUUUCAUUAGCAUUGCUAGGGUUUUUGUUGUUUUCUUCAGAAAUAUGAAAAUCGCCGAACCAGUAAAUGGAAAAGAUUGCUAUCUUUAUCAAAGUGAGGACUCAAAACUCACCUAUGGAGAGCCUACUAAAAGUUUUAGGUUCCUAAACAAAGCAGCAUUGAUUUCACAAGGAGAAAACCGCGUAAAUGGUACAAAUAAAACGAAAUCAUGGAGUGAAUGCACCGUAGAAGAAGUAGAAGACCUAAAGAAGCUAAUCAAAAUAUUGCCAUUAUGGUCAAGUGGCAUCUUACUUAGUGCUACAAUCGGAGUUAUAGCUAGUUUCACGGUGCUUGUGGCAUUAGUUAUGGAUAGACAAGUGGGUUCCGAUUCUCGUUUCAAAAUUCCAGCAGGAACUUUCGGAGUCAUUAGUCUUGUAUUCACGGCUAUCACUUCCUCUACACUGGAUAAAUUCAUCCAGCCUACGUACACAAAACUCACUGGUCGACGUUUGACAUAUUUACAGAGAAUUGGAAUUGGUCAUGUUUGCAACAUUCUUGCCGUCAUAGGUUUUGCUCUUAUUGAAAGAAAACGACACAAGUUAAUCCAAGUCUACCACUUGACGACCCAACAAAAUGCCGUUGCACCAUUAUCGGCCUUUUGGCUCAUAUUUCCAUUAGCCAUUAUAGGUAUCGGAGAAGGGUUUUCUUUAUCCCCGGAGGUGGCAUUGUACUAUCAAGAAUUCCCUAAGUCAUUACGGAGUACAUCAACUGCUAUGGUAUCUUUGCAUAUUGCGAUUGGUUUUUAUAUGAGCUCAACAUUUAUCGAUUUGGUUGGUCGAACGAGUAAUUGGCUACCAAAUGAUAUAAACCUUGGUAGGGUUGAUAAUGCUUGUUGGGUGUUUGCAAUUGUAGCAUCUAUCAACUUUUCUUACUUUCUCCUAUGUGCGGUAUUGUACAAGUAUAACAAUUCUGAUCCGGACUUGGAUGAUGUUAGAUAUGCGUCUAAUUGAGAAUUUCAUUUUUCAAAUCAAUUGUAGAUUGUACUCCAUAACUCCAUUCGGAAUGAGAGUAUGUACAAGGCCAAAAGGUCAUUGAAAUACCCUAAAUUGACGAGAUUCCCCAACAAAUGGCAUUUACUCCCUUCGAUUUGGCACAAUCUUAAAUAACAAAUAGUCAUUUAUAUCGAUUCGAAUAACACUGCCUAAAGAACGCAUAAAAUUACCAAAAAAUGUUUGAUUAAACAUUAUAACAUCAUUGAAGACUACGAUUAUGAUGCCCACUUCUUUUGAAGAAAUUAGGGUGAUUACAUCGUGAC